Molecule: messenger RNA, 1035 nt
Organism: Orbilia oligospora ATCC 24927
Lineage: Eukaryota; Fungi; Ascomycota; Orbiliomycetes; Orbiliales; Orbiliaceae
Exons: 4
Coding region: 1-1035 (344 amino acids)
Source: RefSeq, a predicted model, not a curated record
AUGGGAAGUGGGUUAUUUGUUGAAAAUAUACCGUUUGAGAAUAGGCAAGCCCUCUGGCUGUCAAUGUCAGGUUGGGCAUUUUACUUUAUUAUAGCCUCCAUGAUCAAAGUGGCCACAUGCAUGUAUUAUCUACGAAUAAUACCUGACCACCGAGCCCGUCUCCAGCACUUUGUCUAUGUCCUAUCUUCGGCUAUAAUGGUUUUAGGGCUGGUCGAAGCCGGAAUCUGGGUCUUCAAUUGCUCUCCCGUAGCGGGUAAUUUCAUCUACAAUAUCGAAGGGACGUCUUGUCCACCGGUGGAUAAGGCACGAUGGAGUUGGAUUAUUUUUAGUACGAUUGUGGAUGGCGCGGUUUUGUGGAUUCCUUGGAGGAUCUUGCAACAGUCCGGACUUCCUCCUGCGGAGAGACGAGUGUUAAAGUUGGUAUUUGGAGCGAAUUUGUUAGGGACUUUGGCGUGUAUCGCCAACGUUUAUGGUGUUAUGACUUUCGAAGGUUCUGCUUUCACAGAUCCGUAUGGGCGUACUGGAGACGACUUCACCCAUUCCGAAGCGGCUUUUAUUCUCAUCAAUAACGGGGAGGUAUUGAUGUAUGUUAUCGGGGCGUGCUUUCCAGUUUUAUCGCCAUACCUAGUGUCGCUUGCUCGGUCUCAUGUUGGAUCGAGACGUAAAUCGACAACAAUGCCGUCUUGGAGAGUUUCACCAAUCGAUGCCCAUCAGUAUGCAAGAAGGGAGAGUAACGCGAAGAGGUUGGGAACCGAAUACCCCGGCCUUGGGACAGUAAUCGAGAGCGAUGAAAGAGCAGUCGACGAACUAGAGGAGAGGAGAGUGGGCACAGGAACGACCAUGGCAGUGCCACUGACCCCGGAUUUUGGUCCUGAGGGUCUAGGGCUGUUGAAGAAGACCAGCGACGGCGGCUUCAGCCUGAACAUUGACAUACCGCGGGAGACACAUGUGAGAGCCAGCAGCGGGAGCAGUGGCAGUAAGACGUUGUCUUUAUCGCCUAUGAGGGAUUUGGACUUGGAAAGAGGUCUGCUAUAG